UUGCGUUAGAAGGGCGGGUCGCGAAGGACGAUACGGAAGCCGAGAGGGGCAGGCUGCCCUGCCGCUCCGUAGCGGGGACCGGGAGGCAAGAUGGUCUACAUCUCGAACGGACAAGUGUUGGACAGCCGGAGUCAGUCUCCAUGGAGAUUAUCUUUGAUAACAGAUUUCUUCUGGGGAAUAGCAGAAUUUGUGGUUUUGUUUUUCAAAACUUUGCUUCAGCAAGAUGUGAAAAGAGGAAGAGGCUACGGAAACUCGUCUGACUCCAGAUACGAUGACGGAAGAGGGCCACCAGGAAACCCUCCCCGAAGAAUGGGUCGAAUCAAUCAUCUGCGUGGCCCCAGCCCUCCUCCUAUGGCUGGUGGAUGAGGAAGGUAA
Lepus europaeus (European hare) is the source of this 375-nucleotide messenger RNA. RefSeq names its product selenoprotein K (gene SELENOK). Lineage: Eukaryota; Metazoa; Chordata; Mammalia; Lagomorpha; Leporidae. Gene Ontology annotation, biological process: calcium ion transport; endoplasmic reticulum calcium ion homeostasis. The transcript has 4 exons. Gene Ontology annotation, cellular component: Golgi apparatus; endoplasmic reticulum membrane. The record is from RefSeq and is a predicted model, not a curated record.